This is a messenger RNA of Fundulus heteroclitus (mummichog), 1742 nucleotides long. RefSeq names its product G protein-coupled receptor 186 (gene gpr3). The record is from RefSeq and is a predicted model, not a curated record. The transcript has 2 exons. Gene Ontology annotation, cellular component: membrane. Gene Ontology annotation, molecular function: G protein-coupled receptor activity. Bases 258 to 1250 code for a protein of 330 amino acids. Gene Ontology annotation, biological process: G protein-coupled receptor signaling pathway. NCBI's taxonomy places the organism in Eukaryota, Metazoa, Chordata, Actinopteri, Cyprinodontiformes, Fundulidae.
UCUCUUGUGGACGAGACCCGCGGAAAAGCAUCCAUUCUGCCAACUGUAAGCGCUCCGGAGAGAUUAAGGAAGAAGGGGAUGCGAUCCGAGCCGAGAGAGAGAGAAAGAAGCUCGGGGACUGAGGCUUUUUAAACCCGGCGCAGCAUCACCUCACCCUCAUCCCUUUUCUCCUGGAUCUGAUCAGAGAAGAGAACAAAAUCAGCUUUUGCAAACCGCUUUUCUAAAAAGGUUUUACUGGUGCUACUGUUAAACCAGCCAUGAACCCGAACGCAUCAGAGCUGCCCUGGGAUGAGUCCUCAGGCCUGGAACCGUUCUUCCCGCUGGACCCGCAGGAAAGCUUCUCUCCACCUGAAGCCCCACCACUCACCGUCUGGGGCGUGGCCCUCUGUGUUUCAGGGACCCUCAUUGCCACUGAGAACGCCAUUGUGGUGACCACCAUCUUGGCCACCCCGUCUCUCCGUGCCCCGGUCUUCCUGCUGCUGGCCAGCCUCGGCCUGGCCGACCUCCUGGCAGGCGUGGCGCUCAUCCUGCACUUCCUCUUCCGGUACUGCGUGAAGCCCAAUGAUUGGUCCGAGCUGCUGACCUCGGGGCUGCUGGUGACCUCUCUGACCACCUCCCUUUGCAGCCUCAUGGGCGUUGCCCUGGAUAGAUACCUGUCUUUGAGCCACGCCCUCACCUAUGGCUCUGGCCAGUCGCGCCGCAGAGCCGCCACCCUCCUCCUGCUGGUCUGGUUGGGUGCUUGUGUCAUUGGCGCAGGACCUGCUAUGGGAUGGCACUGCCUUGAGGAUCCAAACUCCUGUUCCGUAGCACGACCCCUGACCCGAACCUAUCUAUCGCUGCUAUGUGGUGGCUUCCUGAUGGUUGUAAUUGUAACUCUGCAGCUGUACGCAGGGAUCUGCCGCGUUGCAAGGCGGCACGCCCACGCCAUCGCAACCCAGAGGCACUUCCUGCCCACCAACCAGCCAUAUCCAAGCAGACACAGCAGUGGGAAGGGUUUCUCUCGCCUGAUCCUGGUCCUGAGUGUGUUUGUGGGUUGCUGGAUGCCCUUUUCCCUCUGGGGGCUGCUUGGAGACGCGUCCAGCCCUCCCCUGUACACCUAUGCCACUUUGGUGCCAGCGGCUGGCAGCUCCUUGCUCAACCCCAUCCUCUACAGCCUGAGAAACAAAGACAUUCGCAAGGUGCUGCUCCACGCCUGCUGCCCACACAGAUUCUCGCACAGCACGCAGACUCAUUACCCCGUCGACGUGUAAAAUCAGUCCAAGCUGCACUCAAUCUAUGCCAGACAUAUCAUUGUGUAUGUGCCACAACACCCAGAAUCUGCACUCAGUGUCGUACACGUCCGAAAGAGAGAAGAACCCUUCUCUCCCCCACUGAGAAAAAAAAAAACACUCCAACACCCCGAGGCAGCAUGUUGUUUCCAAACUAAAGUCCUCCAAAUCAGAAUGUACUGAACUGUCCUGGCCCGCAGCCAGCCUUGGACUAAACGUACUGUCCGGUGUAUACUUUGUGCCUCAGACAACUGUAGCUCCACUGGAUCUCCAGAAUCAAACAAUCACAGGAACGCUACAUGUUUGGAUUGAACGAGUGUGAGCACUUUAAGAGGAGGGGAAGCGCUGGGUUUUUACCACCUGACAGUGUGAAAACAUGUGAUCCAAAGCCCAGUUUUGAUUACUUGAAAUGUGUGAAAAAAACAAGUUGAAAUAUAUAUUUUGCACAUGCUGACAAAAGCACUUUGAGAUGUA